UAUUUCAUCAUAACUUGUAACAGGAUCGCAACAACAAGAUUUGGUGACAUAACAGUGACCGUGGAAGCCUGAGCCUAGCUUAGCGGUUGAGAGAUCAGUCGAUAUAAGAUCGGCCAUAUCCGUUCUUUCGAUGAUUCAACGGAAAAGUUCGUUUUAAGACAUCGUCGUACUAUAAUGGCGACAAGAUAGGAAUCAAAGAUGGCGGAGGCAAACGGUGAAAGUUCGAUGGAGGUGCUAGAAGGCUGUAGAAUGCCGGUAAAAAUGAGUGGUUCUGACGAAUGGCCUUUAGCUGAAAUACUAAGCAAGAGAGAAAUGCCAAAUGGUUCCACUCACUAUUAUGUGCAUUAUAUCGACUUCAAUAAAAGGCUUGAUGAAUGGGUUGAAGAAGAGAGACUGGAUCUGAACAGGCUUCAAAUGCCAAAGAAAGAGGACACCAAGAAGAUUAAUAAAGGAGCUGGUUCCAGGCCUUGUUCACCUGACAGGGAACUGGUGAAUGGUGUGGGGUCUGGCCGACCUAAAGCACCUGUGGGGCGUAAAAGGAAAGCUAAUGCCAUGGACAAGUCGAGUGAUGAGAUUGAUUCACAGGAUAGUCCCAAGGACUUGCCAAGCACCCCACCUAAGACAGGAAGUAUGCGACAGACUGGAAGUAUGGUCCAAGAUCGUAGCCAUGAUGAUAUCGUAACAAGAAUGAAGAAUAUCAAAAUGGUUCAACUGGGUAAAUUUCGAAUUAAGCCUUGGUAUUUCUCACCUUACCCACAAGAACUUACCCUGGAACCUGUAGUUUACCUUUGCGAAUUUUGCCUGAAGUACAUCAAGAGCUUCCAUUGUCUAAAAAGACACAAGGAAAAGUGUAAGUUGCGUCACCCUCCAGGAAAUGAAAUUUAUAGAAAAGGAUCAGUAUCCUUCUUUGAGAUUGAUGGAAGAAAGAACAAGAUGUAUGCCCAAAAUUUGUGUCUCCUGGCUAAGAUGUUCCUGGAUCACAAAACAUUGUACUAUGACACUGAUCCUUUCCUGUUCUAUGUAAUGACUGAAUAUGACUCAAUUGGUUUUCACAUAGUGGGAUAUUUUUCUAAGGAGAAAGAGUCAUCAGAGGAUUAUAAUGUGGCCUGCAUUUUAACUCUACCACAGUAUCAGAGAAUGGGUUAUGGCAAGCUUCUCAUAGAAUUCAGCUAUGAGCUUUCAAAGUUUGAGGGGAAAACAGGGACUCCAGAGAAACCCCUUUCAGAUUUGGGACUGCUUUCAUACCGCAGUUACUGGUCACAAACCAUUCUGGAAAUUCUUGUUUCACUGAAGGCUGGGGAGGAUGGUACUCCACCUGCCAUUACAAUCAAUGAUAUCUGCGAGAUGACGAGUAUAAGAAAAGAAGAUGUUGUUUCUACUCUUCAGCAUCUGGGGAUCAUUCACUACUACAAGGGACAGUAUAUUCUGAAUCUUUCCAAAGAAAUUCUUGAUGGACAUAGAAGAGCCAUGGUAAAGAGAAAGGUUCGCAUUGAUCCAACUUGUCUUCACUGGACUCCUAAGGAUUGGGCAAAGAGAGGCAAAUGGUGACCAAAAAAGGGUGAACAACAGAGCGAGGGUUGGAGAAGGAGGAUGUAUGAGGAUCAAACCGAGUCUUAAUUUUUUCAUGCUUCCAAUAGCCUGCUAAGUUGAAAAUAAGAUCUAGUGAUCAUUACAUCUUGGGUGUAGACAGGAUUUUCUUCAAGGGAGUCUUAGGUCAGUGGCUUAGUGCCAUCCAAGGGUGCCAGGUGGUUUUGCUGCAAUUAUAAAUUAUCCUUUUGUCUUGACAAAAAGGGGGUUUGCCUGUCAAGUUUGUAUUAGAGUAGGCAACUUACUUUGGUUGAAUCAUGGUACUGCUAAGAUAAAGUAGCUCUAUCAAUAGAUGUUUUGGGUAAUUGAUGGCAAACUGGUUAAUUAGCCCAAGGAGAAGUUGUUUUUCAGUCUUCAAUUGAGUAGGCACAUGGUUGCAGUGGUUAAAAUUGUUAAUCACAUUUUUUUUAGUUCUUCAGAUGAAAUGCUGGUUAAAGGCUUUUCUUACUUUCUCUGAAGUGUUUCAAACAUUUUGAAGAGCUAUGAUAUACAAACUCUAAGGCAAUCUUAAUCUUCCAAGGAGGUUAUUUUUCACAAUCUUUUUUCAUGUCUUUAGUUUUGUUAGGGAGAGGUUGUGUGGAGUAAGAUUUGAGCCACAAUAUUUAUUAAUUCUGUACAUAUUGCACUGUUAGUAGCUGUGAUCUGACUUGUUGUUUCCACAUGAAGUCCAUUCAUUUCAUUACUUUCAUUACAUUACAUUUACUUCAUUACUUUUGAAAGAGACUGUUCUGCUAAGAGGUGAUUCUGGAGUGUUUUUAAUCAAGUAUUUGUGUUCCCAUUAGGAUAUUACAAAUCCUACUGCACUAACUUAUUACCUUGCUAGGAGGUACAUGUCUUAUGUGUGGCAAAUGAAAUUUUAGACAUCUGGAAUUUUGUUAGGCUAUACAAAGUGUUUACUUAUCAUAUCUGUUAUGAAUUAAUGUUCUUUGCUGUACAUAUGCCAUACCUUACAAAGUCAGACAUCAUUCAUGUUCCAAGCAAGUCUAAGUGUAACUAAAGAAACAAAAAUUUCUGUAACUUAACUGCAUAGACUGUUCAGUGUUUACUGUAGACUUCAUGAAACACAAGAUCCAAAUAAUAA
Molecule: messenger RNA, 2668 nt
Organism: Pocillopora damicornis (cauliflower coral)
Lineage: Eukaryota; Metazoa; Cnidaria; Anthozoa; Scleractinia; Pocilloporidae
Product: histone acetyltransferase KAT5
Biological process (GO): double-strand break repair via homologous recombination; regulation of DNA-templated transcription
Cellular component (GO): NuA4 histone acetyltransferase complex
Molecular function (GO): histone H4K16 acetyltransferase activity
Source: RefSeq, a predicted model, not a curated record